AUUUUAGAACUGGCAGCUUGGAGUAUUGGCUGAUAAAUCCAUUUGGUUUUCCUAAUCUUCCCGGUAUAAAGCAAAAGGAUUUAAGAGUCCUAUUUCACCCUCAAAAACUACAGUGUCUCCGUUUGGCGAUCAUCUGCAGGCAAUUUCCACCUAAAUUUCCAGCAGAUCUGAAAUUCUUCGUUUUCGAUAAUUCGUUGUAUACUUCAUUUUUGUGUUUCGAAGUUUCACAUCAUUCCUAGUGCGACCUCCAAUCUCUGCUAGCCAUGAAUUCUCGAAGGGAACGUAGCAACAGAGCAGCACUAUUUGAUGGAAUUGAGGAAGGUGGUAUAAGGGCUUCGUCGUCAUAUGCUUCACAUGAAAUUGAUGAACAAGAGAAUGAGAAAGCAAUGGAUGGGUUGCAAGAUAGAGUUAAUCUGCUGAAAAGAUUAUCAGGUGAUAUACACGAGGAAGUGGAGACACAUAAUAGGAUGCUGGACAGAAUGGGUAAUGAUAUGGAUUCUUCAAGGGGAGUUUUGGCUGGAACAAUGGAUAAAUUUAAGAUGGUAUUCGAGACCAAAUCAAGCCGAAGAAUGUUUACACUUGUAGCCUCAUUUGUGGUCCUCUUUUUGGUGGUAUACUAUCUCACUAGAUAAUUAGCAUUGUGAACUAGAAUAUGUAGUGGUUUUGUGUGCAGAAAGAAAUGCUGUUUUUACUCAAAAUUCUGCUGCCAAUUCCUCAAUGUAAGAAUUUUGUGACUUGUGGGUCUGUGUAAAAGAUGUUUUGGUGCAACAGAUGCUUUUCAGUGUCAAAUGGAAUAUCAGUACUAUGCAGUUAAACAUUUUA
Messenger RNA from Nicotiana tabacum (common tobacco), 822 nucleotides. Its product is annotated as bet1-like SNARE 1-1. Lineage: Eukaryota; Viridiplantae; Streptophyta; Magnoliopsida; Solanales; Solanaceae. The record is from RefSeq and is a predicted model, not a curated record.